AUGGCACAACUCGUCAACCUCACAUUGUUGCUAGUGAUGAUUCUCCUCUUAUCUCUCUUCUCAAUGGAUGCUGCGGCUAAGCCAUCAAUCAACAGACCUCAACGUCGAUAUAAUCCUCAAACCAUCGUUUACAUAAAAGCCUCUUGUCAAACCACUUUGUACCCAAAUCUGUGCCUUCGCUGCUUAUAUAAAUUUGCCAAAUCAAAUAUUCAAAGCCCACAACACUUGGCUCAUGUGGCUUUAUCUGUGAGUUUCUCACGAGCACUAUACACAAGAGAUUACUUGCUCCAAGUGGGGAAACAAUUCAAGGCCCUCAAGAACAGUAACAAUCGUAGAGACUAUGUAGUUCUGCAAGAUUGCUUGAAGCAGAUCAAUGAUAGUGUGGACCAGCUUGGGUUUUCAAUAAAAGAGCUUGAGCGGUUGAAUAAGAUCCCAAACACUUUGAUCAAUGAUGGCGUCUUGUGGCACAUAAGUAAUGUCGAGACGUGGGUGAGCACUGCCCUUACUGAUGCGAGAACUUGUGUGGAUUACUUCCCAGGUCAUAGGAUGAGUAAGAUGAAGGCUACAAUAAGGGGUAAGGUCUUGAACGUUGCUCAAGUCACCAGUAAUGCACUUGCCAUAUUUCACAAAUAUGCAGCCAAGUACCAAGCAGCAGCACAAGCCAAUAAGAGACCUUGA
This is a messenger RNA of Neltuma alba, 678 nucleotides long. Its product is annotated as pectinesterase inhibitor 9-like. Bases 1 to 678 code for a protein of 225 amino acids. Gene Ontology annotation, molecular function: enzyme inhibitor activity. The transcript has a single exon. The record is from RefSeq and is a predicted model, not a curated record. Gene Ontology annotation, biological process: negative regulation of catalytic activity. NCBI's taxonomy places the organism in Eukaryota, Viridiplantae, Streptophyta, Magnoliopsida, Fabales, Fabaceae.